GGCACACUGAAUUUGCAACGGAUGAGCGAGUGUAGUUCAUUCUCAGUGCGGUUGUGUGCGUUGUGGGUUUCGAAUGAUUGUGUCGAAAAUGUCAGAGUGUGACAUAUAAUUUGUGAGUUUGUUAUUUCUGUUUAGGUAGAAUGGCAUUUCUUCUACAGCCUGAUAUUGUGCGGUAUAACUGUACUUGUGGUUCGUUGAAACCCAUCUCCAGAAUAUAUUUUUGUAGACACUGUCUGAAAAUAAGGUGCGGUUAUUGUGUAUGUCAUGAGGUAGAUUCGCACUACUGUGCUAACUGUUUGGAGAAUUUGCCUUCUUCUGAGGCUCGCCUUAAGAAGAAUCGAUGUGCAGCUUGCCUAGAUUGCCCGAGCUGUUUAAAUACUGUAUCUACACGGUCAACAAAUAUAAGUACACAAAAUCCUGAUGACCCAAAUAAGACUGUGACUCGGAAAGCAUAUUAUUUGGCUUGUGGUUUCUGUCGAUGGACUUCGAGGGAUGUUGGACUUCCAGAUCAGACAGUUGCAACUGGGGGUUGGCCAGAGAGAGAGAAUGUCCAUGCAGCACGAAUCAGCUCCCUUCUGGAACACUAUAAGGUUCUGGCAUUACGGGAGAGACAAGAAAAAGAGAGGAAGAAGUUUAUACCUCGUCGCAGUUAUUUGCACUUCUCUGAUAAGUUUGGUUUGACGGCCAUGAUGGCACGCAAGAGAGCAGGUCUGCCUACAUUGGGUGGCGUGGGGAUCAAAGAUGAAACAGGAAGCAUUCCUGAUAUAAUUCCUUCAGAGGCAGUUGAGGAGGUUGAUUCACUUCCUGCAGAUAUAUACAUCAAGCCUGUCGACCUUGCGCAAGUGACGACGCUUUCACAGCGCUUGGCACAGCCAGAAUUCCAGCCUGAACUGGUGUCAGAUCUGUUCCCAGCUCACAAGCAUCUCAUGAUCAAGAGGUCGCAACGCUGUCGUAGCUGUGAACAUAAUGUCAGCAAGCCCGAGUACAAUCCAGGCUCCAUUAAGUUCAAGAUACAGCUGGCGGCUUAUUACCAUGUUCCGGAGAUACGUAUCGUGACUUGUGAACUGCUCCGUAUCGGCCAGGAGAGCCAGCUGAUCAUCAGGUUAUGCAAUCCGACACAGCAUCAGACUGUGAUUCAGUUCCUUCCUCUUCCUUCUGCAGAAGAAGACUUGGAGGAGAGAGAGAAAGAAAUAGAAGAAAAGAAGAAAAAACAGGCUGAAAAAAAAGACGCAGAGAAAACAUCACAAGGGAGAGAUGAUGUAAGCAUUCUUCUGCCAUCAUUGUCACGUCAGACGUCCAUCUCUGAAGAUCCUCGUCCAGUGAAUGUGAAGCUUACAGGUGACGUAAUUCUACCAUCGUCAUCUGUAGUUCUUCCACCAAGAGAUGAUGCCGCAGAAUAUGACGACUCGGGGGAAACUUACCAUUUUCAGGAUGAUCCCAAGGUUGUGAUGUGGCGUAAAGCAAACAAGGCUGCUGUAAAGAUUGCUGUUGUCCCACUAGACUCAGCUACAGAGGCAGGACAUGUCCUAGUGGGAUUUGUUAUGAAGUACACAUAUGUAAACACUAUGGCCACAUUAGAUCAGAAGGAACCACAAAAAGUUGACCUGAAGGUCAAAGUAUUCAUUAAUGCUGGUAAAACUGUUGGUGCAUGCACCUAAAGCAUUAUAUAUUCUGCAUGCUUGAAGUGUGUAUGAAAUGUUCUGUCAGAGCUUUCUUAAUCUCAGUUUGAACUCCUUUAAAAGCUGCACUGUGAAAAUGUGCUGCAGAUGUGGUGUUUAGUUUUUCAUAUUAAUAUCUCUCUAUAUUUAAUCAAGGCAAGCUAUGUAAUAUCUUAUCGAAGUUGCUGCUGAUAUGCAAGUUAAAAAUAAUUUAUAAAUGUAUGUUAUGUUAAACAUAAAUUUUGGAAUAAUUGUGUAAAUAGGACACUGCAGUUGUAAGUCAUUAUUUAAAAUUAUAUGCAAAUGCUAGGACAGCUGA
Messenger RNA from Cryptotermes secundus, 1977 nucleotides. It is a transcript of the gene DCTN4-p62, whose product is annotated as dynactin subunit 4. The coding region runs from base 141 to 1658 and encodes 505 amino acids. The record is from RefSeq and is a predicted model, not a curated record. Lineage: Eukaryota; Metazoa; Arthropoda; Insecta; Blattodea; Kalotermitidae. Gene Ontology annotation, cellular component: dynactin complex. The transcript has 7 exons.